Messenger RNA from Styela clava, 1789 nucleotides. Its product is annotated as procathepsin L-like. Gene Ontology annotation, biological process: proteolysis. Gene Ontology annotation, molecular function: cysteine-type peptidase activity. Lineage: Eukaryota; Metazoa; Chordata; Ascidiacea; Stolidobranchia; Styelidae. The record is from RefSeq and is a predicted model, not a curated record.
UGAACAAAAGCUCAUAUUUUUUAGAUUAAUCCUAUAAAUUUGUCAAUAAGUAGGCUGAGCCCAAUUGAAAAAAUAGUGUAAUAUAUAUAAUUUUGCUGCAGCGUUGAGCUACCCAAAUCAAACUAUGAUGAAGUUGUUCAUUGUGCUUUUGUUGGCUUAUGCAAUCAAUGCGGCUCAUAUCGACUGGGAACAAUCAUGGGAAGAAGAAUUUUUGAAAUGGAAGAAGCUUUUUAACAAAAAUUACGAGCCAGCAGAGGAAUUAUCAAAGAAAUCAACUUGGCAAACAAAUCUUCAAAAAGUUUUGAAACAUAAUUUAGAACAUGACAUGGGACUGCAUUCUUACAGGCUGGAAAUGAAUCAUUUUGCUGAUCUUAACACAACUGAAUUUACCAGCAUGAUGAAUGGAUUUGACAACAAACAGAGAUUAUUAAGAAAAACAAAUGAAAUCAUCAACACAAUGUAUCUUCCUCCAUUGAAUGUUGAUACCAGUAAUCUUCCUGAAUCUGUCGAUUGGAGAGAACAAGGAUUCGUCACUCCAGUUAAAGACCAGGGACGAUGUGGAUCGUGCUGGGCAUUCAGUACAACUGGUUCGUUAGAGGGUCAACAUUUCCGUAAAACAGGAAAACUCGUCAGUCUCAGCGAACAAAAUCUCAUUGAUUGCAGUCAUAAAGAAGGCAACAAUGGAUGUGAAGGUGGAUUGAUGGACCAAGCUUUUCGUUACAUCAAGAUUCAAAAAGGAAUUGAUGCUGAAAUACAUUAUCCAUAUGAAGGCCAAGAUGAUACAUGCAGAUAUAACAAGAAGUACAACGCUGCAAAUGAUACGGGUUAUGUUGAUAUUCCAUCCGGCGAUGAGCAAGCUUUAAAACAAGCAGUUGCUCAUGUUGGGCCUGUUUCUGUUGCUAUUGAUGCAAGCCACCAAUCCUUCCAGUUGUAUUCCUCAGGUGUUUAUGAUGAACCAGCUUGUACAGAUCAACUUGAUCACGGUGUUCUUGUUGUUGGAUACGGUACCUUGGACGAAAAAGAUUACUGGAUUGUUAAGAACAGUUGGAACACUGCUUGGGGAAAGGAAGGUUACAUCCUGAUGUCUCGCAACAAAGACAACCAAUGUGGUAUAGCAUCCUCUGCCAGCUAUCCAACAGUUUAAAUACUGCCUUAUACACCAUUAGUUUUAAUUACUUUCACGAAGUCUUCAGCAUCGUUUUAGUGUCUUUUAUGUAGCUUUGUGUUGAUUUUAUUUAUUUCAUCCUGCUGUACUUCAAUUACUGUUUUUAUGUACAAUUUUAGCAACAUGUUUGUAUAUACUGUAAGCUAUUUUAUUGGUCACUGAUGUCUGAAAUAUGUAAUAUUUAUUUCUUCAUUAUUUUUGAUGUCUGACAACCUUUUUCUUAGGCAAUAUGCUAAUCCCAAUAUCAACAACGUACUAAAUAGCUCAGUAUUGAAAUUAUUCCACUGGUGAUUACUUUUAUAGCUCGGUGAAUUUUUUUUAUCACCUCAGCAAAGAAUAUUUUUUGGAGUGUGUUGGGAUUUUAAAAUAGUAUUUUAUAAACGAAAUUGUGAUCAGAAUGUUUUUGCAAGGUUAUGAUAUCAGCUAUAACACUUCUAACUGUAAAAAUGUAAUGGUGAUUUGUGCUAGUCUGCAAAUUUUUAAAUAUUUACCUAUUUGCCGACUGGCUGUUGGAUUCAUGGUUUCCUAUUGAAGCACACAAGACACCAUCACACAAGCUUAGACUAAAAUAUGAGCAACAUUAUUUUUUUCUUAUUUUCAAAAUACACUUGGGUAACAUAGAAA